AUGGACCGCGGGCUUCUUCCUAUGGAUGUGGAAGGAACAUCUUCUCAAACCUUCAAGAUAUUCUCAACCCUUGCUGAAUCCCUGUUGGUGUUGAUCAUUUCACAUCGACAAUAUUAUGCUGAUUUCCCUUUUUGUCCAUGGAAACAUGGAACCGAACCUUGCGAGCAUAUCUUUGGAUGGAUGAGAAUAAUUUCUCCUAAAUUUAGUGUUCUUGAUGCUCGUCUCAUGAUGCCCAAGAUUAUUGCGGUCGUCAAGAGCAUCAUGAGUGGUAGAAUGAAAAUGCCACCAUCAGAACACCUGCACGCGGGGUAUCAAGUAGAUUUACAUGAAGAAAACCCAGAUAACCUCAAUCACCUUCGCGAUUUCCCCUCAAAUCAAGAUAUAACUGAAGAUCUCAAAAUUGCUAAUAAACGCGCUCUCAGUUUGGCUGAGUUUUGUGGGAUGGUUGGAACAGAGCUCAGUAAUUUAGAUGAUGAUAUAGAAGAGAUUGUCAGCUCAACUGUCAACCAAUGUCAAGAACCGUUUCCAGAUAUUUCAACUAGCGCUGCGAAGGACUAUGGAAUUAACUAUGAAUUUGAACAUGGUGAAUUUCCCGAGGACGUGGCUUUUGAAGCAGCAGCCAGGUUGACAAAGGAGAAGAACCGUCUCAAUUUCAUGCUUGAUCAAGUGACGGAGACUCUUGACCCCAAAGUGAUUCAAAAUGCUGCAAUGUCAAUAUCAAACCUUCUCAACUCUAGUGCCUCACAGCUCAAAUGGUCCUACUUCAACAUUUAG
Molecule: messenger RNA, 774 nt
Organism: Melampsora larici-populina 98AG31
Lineage: Eukaryota; Fungi; Basidiomycota; Pucciniomycetes; Pucciniales; Melampsoraceae
Exons: 4
Coding region: 1-774 (257 amino acids)
Source: RefSeq, a predicted model, not a curated record